Molecule: messenger RNA, 633 nt
Organism: Clarias gariepinus (North African catfish)
Lineage: Eukaryota; Metazoa; Chordata; Actinopteri; Siluriformes; Clariidae
Product: olfactory receptor 4E1-like
Biological process (GO): G protein-coupled receptor signaling pathway
Cellular component (GO): membrane
Molecular function (GO): olfactory receptor activity
Source: RefSeq, a predicted model, not a curated record
AUGGAAAAUGGAUCAUACAGAUAUGAGAUUCUCAGGAUCGAAGGAUUGCGGAUUAUGCGUUACUCAGUUUAUCCAGUGCUUGCUCUUCUUUUCUUGAUCUAUCUGUUUAUUAUGGUAUCUAAUAUUGGCAUUGUCAUAAUAAUAGCAAUGGACAAAGCUCUUCACAAACCAAUGUACUUUCUUUUCUGUAACCUUCCCUUGAGUGAUGCAAUCAGCAUUAACAGGACUGUCGUACUGCCUAGGUUACUCAAAGACAUUGUGGCUGAAUCUGACACGUAUAUCAGCUUUAUCGCUUGUGUAAUUCAAGCCUUUAGUAUUCACUCUUUCAGUUUGAGUGCACAUACUAUAUUAAUUGUCAUGGCUUUUGACAGGUACAUGUCCAUAUGUGACCCGCUAAGAUACCACACCAUAAUGAAUAACAUAAUGGUUGUAAGGCUCUCUGUAAUAGCUUGGAUAACCGCUACUGUCCUGGUCGGGGCAUAUUUGGCCCUCACUGUAGAGCUCUCCCAUUGUACUUCAGUGAUAUCUAAUCCCUACUGUGACAAUCCUUCCCUGUUUAAACUUUCUUGUGGGAAUUUGUCACUUAAUCAAAUCGUUGGUUUAAUUACCUCAAUCAUGUUUAACAAAACAUGA